AUGGGUAGAGCGCCUAUUCUCUCUCUCUCCGAGCAAGCUCAAGUGGAUGUGAUGCGUCAGUUGGGGUCUUCUCUUCAUGCAAUGGCUCGUCUCAUCAAGAAAAGUCGCUCAAUCCGCCGCUACUUGGAAAACCCGCCCGACUAUGGAAAGAAGCUGAAACAACUAAAAGGACGAUGCAGGAAGCUCGACAAUCGCGGAGAGCGUGUAAUCAUCAAUGCUGCGUCCAACUCGCCGAAGAGCCUCAACCAAAUCAGAAGAGAGAAUGGUCUCAAAGUCUCCAAAACUACUGUCCACAACGUCAUCAAGCGCUCUGGUAUAAUCGUCCGUCAGAAGAUGAUCAAGGUUCCCAAAUUGACUGACGAGCACAAGAAAAGAAGGCUCGAUUUUGUGAGACGGAACUUGUCAACGAAAUGAGAGAAUGUGAGUUUGCUUAUCUUGUUUUUUCCUCUGAACGUUUACGUUUAGAUUCUUUUUUCGGAUGAGAAGAAGUGGAAUCUCGAUGGCCCUGAUGGCAACAGAAGCUACUGGAGAGAUCUCCGCAAAGACCCUCAGCUCUUCUCGAAGCGCAAUUUCGGCGGCGGCUCCUUGAUGGUUUGGGGAGGUUUCUGCAACGGGCAGAAGAUGGAUCUCCAAUUUAUAACGACACGUGAGACCUCCCUCUCCUACCAGGCGACGCUCCAGAAAGCCAUUAUUCCUUUUUUCCGAAACCGACGUCGCACUCACACCUUCCAACAGGACAAUGCCUCGAUUCACAAGAGCAGGUCUACUUUGGACUGGCUGGCUGCCAAAAAGAUCAAGGAUCUCGAGUGGCCGGCAGUCAGCCCAGACCUCAACCCUAUUGAGAAUCUCUGGGGACUUCUGGCACGUCGAGUUUAUCGAAAUGGAAGACAGUUCAACACGAUCCAAGAUCUGAAGGACGCCUUGAAAGCGGAAUGGAACAACGUGACCGGCGCGGAAUUGAAGAAAUACGUAGCCAGCAUGCCGAAUCGGAUGUUCGAAGUGAUCCAAAAGAACGGAGGAGAAACAAGUUACUGAUAUUUCUUACUUUUAUGCAUUUUUUUUUGUUUUUUUUUUCUUCAUUUUUGUUGUAAAUCCCAAUAAAUACGUUAUUUCGGAGGAAAAUUUGAAAAAAAAAUUUCUCAGUCGAUUUUCGUGGACAAUUUUUUGAGGAAUAGAGUGAAAUUGAUGAAAAACAAGAAAAAACCUUGAAAAAUUUGAGUUUGUCUGUGAAAAUUUCAAAAAAAGUCGUCGGCGCAUGAAAUUCGCCAGGUGGUCCUAUCCUUAUUGAACGGUCAAAAAACAGACUUUUCGAUGGUUCUCUGGUGAAACAAGGGGUGAAUGGACCAAAGUUUGGCCCUGGGGGUUAUUUUGUAUUCUGGAUCGAACUGCAUUCACAGAUUUUCGAUAACGUUUUUGGUUUUGCCAGGAGGUCCAAAAUCAGGGGGGGUCCUAUCCUUAUUGAACGCAGUGUAGCUUCAAAAUCACUCGUCACGACCUAGAUUUCCAAAUAGCUUCAGACUCCCUACUCACUCAUCACGGCCUAGAUUUCCAAAUGGACAACAAAAGGAUUGUUCAGAAAAUCACUAUUAUAAUCAAAACAGCCUUGAUUCCGGUAGGAGCUCAAAAUUCAGAUCCUUGUAAAACUUUUAAAUUAUCAUGGCCUAUAUUCCCAAAUAUAUCUUAAAUGAAAAACUUUCGAGAUGCCUGUGAAAACUCCAAACUCAAUGAAAAAGGCUUAGAUUCCCAAAUAAACCUUGAAAACGAUGUUUCUGUGAAGCUAUUCAACUAUUCCUUACACGACCUAGUUUUCCAAAGACGUUUGCAUUUUCAGGUCGUCAAACCCGGCCUAGAUUUCCCAAAAAAACUGGAAUUUUUCAAAGAAUCAGUGGAAAUUACAGACUCCCUAGUAACCUUCCUUUAGAACGAUUUUUUCACGGCCUAGUUUUCCGAAAAUUCUUGCACUUCCAGGCCGUACAUGAUAAACAUGGCCUACACAUUCAAAAAAAUGAUGACAAAAAAAAAGGAUUUUUCGAAGAAUCAGUGGAAAUCACAGACGACCUCCCUUUAGAACGAUUUCUUUCACGGCCUAGUAUCUCAAAAUUUUGCACUUCCAGACCGUAUACGAUAAACAUGGCCUGGAAACCCAAAAAAAAAAACUGGGAGGUUUAAAAAAAAAACCAGUAGAAAUCACAGAUUCCCUAGUAACCUUUCUUUAGGACGAUUCCUUCCACGACCUAGUAUUCCAAAAAAUUUUGCAUUUCCAGGUCGCCUACGACACUCCGGAAUCAGCCAUCUAUAUGCUUCAGAAGAUCGUCGCCAAUUACAACAAGUGA
This is a messenger RNA of Caenorhabditis auriculariae, 2333 nucleotides long. NCBI's taxonomy places the organism in Eukaryota, Metazoa, Nematoda, Chromadorea, Rhabditida, Rhabditidae. The record is from the annotation of a GenBank genome assembly.